AUGGAUUAGCAUAAACUAUAAUUUAAGGAAGAUCAAAUAAUGAAACCUUUUAAAUAGGAGAGAUUUAAUAUCAAAUAAUUUUAAAGAGAUUUAGAAAUUAAUAUUCUGUCAAAAACAGAUGAGAAGAUAGUAUUUGAGAUAAUCAAUAUCGAUGCUCCCAUAGCUAAUUCUUUAAGAAGAAUAAUGAUUGCAGAAAUCCCUACAAUGGCAAUCCAUAAGGUUUAAGUAAUCCAAAACACCAGCGUAAUACCAGAUGAAGUUUUAGCUCACAGAUUGGGAUUAAUUCCAAUUAUUGCAGACCCUCUGUAAUUCGUUGAAAAAGAUGAUUAAGAAGAAUAUAACGAGUUAAACUCAAUUGAUUUUACAUUAUAUGCGAAAUGCGAGAAAAAACCAAAUAGCAAGUAGGAUGACCCAAUUGAAUAACAAUAUACUAAUACAACAGUGCAUUCAAGCAGUUUAAUUUGGUAACCAAAAGGACAACAAGCUAAAUUAUUUGCUGCUAAUCCAAUUCGUCCAGUUCACUCAAAUAUUAUCAUUGCUAAAUUAAGGGAAAAUCAAGAACUCAAUUUAAGAUUGAUUUGCGAGAAAGGUGUAGGCAAGAGACAUGCAAAAUGGUCUCCUGUUUGCACAGCCUUCUAUAAAUUAAUGCCAUCAAUUACUAUAAAAAAUUAAUUAGAUGCUUAAAGAUAAGAGAAGUUGGCAUCUAUUUGUCCGAUGAAAGUUUUUGGAAUAAAAGGAAAUUAAAUAAAAGUUGUGAAUCCAAGAAAUUGUACUACUUGUAGAGAAUGUGUAAGAGAAGCAAAUGGAUUUGAGAAGGAUGUAGAAUUAAAUAAAAUAGAUAAUCAUUUUAUUUUCUCUAUUGAAAGUGUUGGAUAAUACGAAGCCAAAGAUAUAAUGUUGUAGGCUAUAGAUGUAUUUAGAUCGAAGGUGUAAUUGUACAUUAAAGAAUGA
Molecule: messenger RNA, 951 nt
Organism: Paramecium tetraurelia
Lineage: Eukaryota; Ciliophora; Oligohymenophorea; Peniculida; Parameciidae
Exons: 6
Biological process (GO): DNA-templated transcription
Cellular component (GO): RNA polymerase III complex; RNA polymerase I complex
Molecular function (GO): protein dimerization activity; DNA binding
Source: RefSeq, a predicted model, not a curated record